AUGCAGACUCCUUUUCCAGUUGUCAUGAAUAAAAGAGUAGACAAAUAUCUUACAAUUGACCAGGACCUUCCCUGCCUUGAGACCUUGGGGCUUCUUCUGUCUUGGCGAAUGUCCACCUCGUCUGCAGGACUGGCUUUGUUUUGUCACUGGGCGUUCAGCGGGGAUGUCAGAGCCAACUCUGGCCACCCAAACCAGAGCAGCGAGUUGUUCAUCUUACCUCCUCACUCUGUUGCCUUUUGUGUAGCUUUUCUCUUUUUCCUGAACACCUCUUGUAUUCGGCAUGCUCUUGUUUGUUUUUUGUUGAUGUUUUCACUGUUGACUAGCAUUCCAGACCAGGAAAUGUGUCACUGCCUAUCUUUUUCACUCCUGUGUACCCCAGCUGCAAGCAAGUCCUGGCAAAUACGUAGCAGCUCCGGAAACGAAUAUGUGAAUGGAUUCAUCCAAGCCCAGAGAGGGAAAGGAGAGCGUGAUGAUGCCACCCGAGGCCCUGUGUCCAGUUGUGCUACACCAGCCUACCAUGGACUGUGA
Messenger RNA from Pipistrellus nathusii (Nathusius's pipistrelle), 528 nucleotides. Lineage: Eukaryota; Metazoa; Chordata; Mammalia; Chiroptera; Vespertilionidae. The record is from the annotation of a GenBank genome assembly.